Monomorium pharaonis (pharaoh ant) is the source of this 3204-nucleotide messenger RNA. It is a transcript of the gene Septin4, whose product is annotated as septin-2. Gene Ontology annotation, biological process: cytoskeleton-dependent cytokinesis; regulation of exocytosis. Gene Ontology annotation, cellular component: microtubule cytoskeleton; septin ring; septin complex. Lineage: Eukaryota; Metazoa; Arthropoda; Insecta; Hymenoptera; Formicidae. Gene Ontology annotation, molecular function: GTPase activity; molecular adaptor activity; GTP binding. Bases 912 to 2006 code for a protein of 364 amino acids. The record is from RefSeq and is a predicted model, not a curated record. The transcript has 9 exons.
CGCUUUUACAGGUCAUUACGAAUAAUUAUGGGCGAUUGUCGGCGCAAAUCCGGUAAAUCCGAAAAUUCAUCAUGUUCUCGCGGAGACCAGAAAUUAAACGUUAAACGUUAGCGUGUGCUCGCUCGCUCGCUCGCUCGCUCGCGCGCACGCGCGCACUGAAUUGCUCAAUUUAGUCACCGUACGCGUACGAAUACAAAUAAAUCGGCGUUAACGAAACCGCUGUUGAAAACAUUGUCGCGUUAAUGAACGACACUAAUACAGCGAUCUCGUCUCUUCGAGGAAGAAAUCGAUCUAAAGCUCGAUCGGCAUGCACGCGUUGCGAUAAGGGACCACCACCGCUGCCGCCGCGCCGUGACGAUUGUUUUUCUUUUUCUCUUCCUUUCUUCUCGCGAACGCCGUAUCACUCGCCGAGCCGCACCUCCGCAGGCGUCAUCGGCGUCAUCGGUCGAGCCUUAAUGCCGAUGCCGGACAAUCAUUUCCGUUUAGCGCGAGAGACGGCGGCGCGCGGCGGGCGCUGAUAACGCUGCUAUUUAUUCUACACGCACGCCCGGCCGCUCUAUCUCGCUCGCUCCUCCGCUCUCGGUUUAACCUCUUCACGGCGUGCAGCCCGGAAUGCAUCAUAGGAACACGACCGGCCGAGAGAGACUAUUGAUCGGCCGGUCGACAGUGCGCCAGCGCAAGUCGGGCGGCCGGACGGAGAGUGUGGCAUUCAUGAGCGCGAGCCGCCCUCGGCCGUAGUGCUGUGGUUCGUUUGGUCGACAUUUGGCUGCCGUUAUGCUCGUCGUCGCACGGAAGCGCCCCUAGACACGCUGCCAUAAUGUCCGGUGUAAGACAGGGAUUAUAUCGGCUUCGCGACGCUGCCGGAGCAAGUGCACCGGAAAUCGGUGAAGAGGGGCUUCGAGUUCACCCUGAUGGUAUUGGGUGAGACCGGUCUCGGCAAGUCGACGCUCAUAAACAGCCUCUUCCUCGGGGACCUGUACAAAGACCGGCGAAUCCCGGAUGCGGCCGAGCGGGUGGCUAAAACCACCUCUAUCGAGAAAAAGACAAUGGAUAUAGAGGAGCGUGGCGUUCGGCUCCGCCUAACGAUCGUAGAUACGCCAGGAUUUGGCGAUGCGGUAAAUUGCGAGGAUACGUGGAAAGCAUGCUCGGCUUACAUCGAUGAGCAAUUCCGUCAAUAUUUUACGGACGAAAGCGGAUUAAAUAGGAAAAAUAUUCAAGAUAACAGGGUACACUGUUGUCUGUACUUUAUACCACCAUACGGCCAUGGCCUUAGGCAGAUAGAUCUCGAGGUAUUAAGGCGUUUACAUCGGAAAGUUAACGUCGUCCCCGUGAUAGCGAAAGCGGAUACUUUAACCACUCACGAGGUGAAGAAGCUGAAGGAGCGCAUUUUGGCAGACAUCGAGGAACACGAGAUUCAGAUAUACCAGUUCCCGGAUUGCGACAGUGACGAGGACGAGGAGUUCAAGCAGCAGGAUAAGGAGCUGAAGGCCUGCAUACCGUUCGCGGUCGUUGGAAGUUCGACGGUGCUGGAAGUCGCCGGGAGAAAGGUUCGCGGCCGGCAAUACCCAUGGGGCGUAGUGGAAGUCGAGAAUCCGAAGCACAGCGACUUCGUCAAACUAAGGACGAUGCUAAUAUCGACGCACAUGCAGGAUCUAAAAGACGUCACGCAGGACGUCCACUACGAGAAUUUUCGGGCCCAAUGUAUUUCUCAAAUUUCGCAGCAGGCAAUCCGGGAACGGAGGUAUUUACGCAUCAAACUGAAGAGAGAUUCUGGACCGCACUUCGAGAACAGUAUAUCCGACACGGACCGACUUCUUUUGCAGAAAGAUGAGGAGAUACGAAGGAUGCAAGAUAUUCUGGCGCAGAUGCAAGAGAAGCUGAAAGCGAGCGGUCAGGUCGGCGGCGGCGGCGGUGGUGUCGGAUUGCGAGGCCGGGUUGGUAGCCUCGGCAACGAUCUCGAUUCCGCAGACGUCGAAAAGAAACGCAACAGUAUUAUAGACGUUUGAAGCGUAGAUCGUCCUCGGGACGUGCAGUCCGGAAUGUGCGAUUCACCCUCCCGAGAGAGAUCUGUACAUAUAUUCCGUUCUCGACAAUAGUCUCCCGACGCAUUACGCAAAAUUUGCGAGAACGCGUAGCUUUUAGCAUGAAUUCUCUACCCUCACAGCUAUAUAAAUUCUUAAAUUUUACUCGGCCUCUAUUUAUAUAACAAACAAAAUUAAAGGCGAUUGAUUGAAAUUUGAGCCAAAAAUAAUAAUAAUAAAUUUAUUUGUAUCCGCAGAGUAGGAUAAUUAUUAGAUAAUUAUUAAGAUAAAUUAAUUUUUUCCCGAUCACGUGCCGUCACCGUUCACGCGAUAGACGAAUUAUAGAACUGCCAAAGAUUUCCACCCCCAAUGCUUAUCCGCCAAAUACGUACUCGAUCAAAUCGAGCUUGUACAGAUCAACUUCGGUGAUACGUGAGAUCGGAAUGUCUUUUUUACCUAGCAUAACAUAGCUAAUUUAUACGAAUAGCAGACACGCGUAAACGUAUGGAAAUUUUCAGAUAUUAUAUAUAUGUAUUCAUAGACACCGAAAGCGUUUGUUGCAAAACGGGCGUGCAAAUGACCGCACAAAUCCUGAAAUCGCCGGAGGAAUCUCACGUUUCAGUUUUACUGUUUAACACCACACUGAGAAAAAGAUAUUUGAAAAUUUACAUUUGCACUAUAUAAAUUUAUUUCACUGCAAACUUUAUUUAAAUAACAUUUCAUCUUUAUUAGCAAAUAAACUGAUGAAAAAACUGAGAUAUAUUAAAUUUCACGGAAAUGUAAUAUUUUCCGUCGCAAUUAAAUUUUUUAAUAAUUUGAUAGGUAUCGAAGAAAAUGUUACAAGUUAAGCUAACAUCUUUUUCUCGGUAUAAUACGAAAUCUAUAAUCCGAGUGUAUGCCAAAGAAUUGCGAAAGGUAUUAUUAUUAAUUGGCGUUCUGAAUAUACGUACCACAUAUAUUUUAUGCAGAUUAUGUAUGUGUGCAAUCUGUAUAAAAAUUAUGGAAUUAUAUGAAGAAUGAGAUGCGAGAGAAAUUCAAAGGGACCCAAAGCUCCCGCACAUUUAUUUAUUUGCACAGUCACUACUUUAAUGAUUUUUUAGAUAGCUCGUAUACUUUAAGUUCUUUUCUCGUGAGAAUGUGUAGAUGUUUUGUAACAAUAAACAUGCCGUAUAAAUGCAGUCAA